Rosa chinensis is the source of this 684-nucleotide messenger RNA. RefSeq names its product disease resistance protein RUN1-like. Gene Ontology annotation, biological process: defense response. The coding region runs from base 1 to 684 and encodes 227 amino acids. NCBI's taxonomy places the organism in Eukaryota, Viridiplantae, Streptophyta, Magnoliopsida, Rosales, Rosaceae. The record is from RefSeq and is a predicted model, not a curated record. Gene Ontology annotation, molecular function: ADP binding. The transcript has a single exon.
AUGGGUGGAAGUGGGAAAACUUCAGUUGCAAAAGCUAUCUAUAACAAAGUUUAUAGUAGCUUUGAAAGUAAUAAUUUCAUUGGAAGUGUUAGGGAGACUGCAAAGGAGUUGAACGGUAAGAUUACUUUACAAGAAAGACUUCUUUCUGAUAUCUUAAAACCAACCAAGGUAGAGGUAGGUGAUGCUGAUAGAGGGAUCAUUCUGAUAAAAGAAAGACUUGGAAGCAAAAAGGUACUUGUCAUUGUUGAUGAUGUAGAUGAUGUGGACCAAUUAACUGCAUUAGCUAUAAGGAGUGAUUCAUUUGGUCCAGGAAGUAGAAUUAUUAUAACAACCAGAGAUCGACAUUUGCUAGAGCUACUUGAAGUGGAUAGUAUACAUCUGACUCAAGAAAUGAAGGAAAAGGAAGCACUUGAGCUCUUUAGUUGGCAUGCUUUUCACAAUCCUUGUCCUGAUUCAGGAUUUUUGAAACUCACAAGGAGAGUGGUUACUUACUGUGGAGGUUUACCAUUGGCUCUUGAAGUUUUAGGGUCUUUUCUCUUUAAAGGGAGCAUAAGCCAUUGGGAAAGCACAUUGAAGAAGUUGGAAAAGUUUCCUGAUGACAAAAUUCAUAAAAUCCUCAAAACAAGCUUUGAUGCACUUGAUGAGAACCAGGGGGACAUAUUCCUCCACAUAUCUUGUUUCUAA